Acanthaster planci (crown-of-thorns starfish) is the source of this 5122-nucleotide messenger RNA. RefSeq names its product endothelial differentiation related factor 1 (gene edf1). Gene Ontology annotation, molecular function: DNA binding. Gene Ontology annotation, cellular component: nucleus. Lineage: Eukaryota; Metazoa; Echinodermata; Asteroidea; Valvatida; Acanthasteridae. The record is from RefSeq and is a predicted model, not a curated record.
CAGACUAUUGUUUUCGAUGUUCAACAGCGCUGGAGCUUGGAGGAGCUUGGAUAUCGUCAGAUUGUGCUGUUUCUUCAACUCCCUCUUUCUGCUAGCUCUUUCUCAAUCAACCAAGAAAGCAAUAAAAUUCUGAAAAUGGCUGAAAGUGAUUGGGAUCAAGUUACCUACCUCAGAAAGAAGGCUCCAACUGCCAAACAAGCCAGAUCAUCACAGGCUGUCAACAGCGCGAUGAGAAGAGGUGAUGCUGUGGAAACAAGGUUGAAAUUUAAUGCAGCACAGAAUAAGAAACGCUCAACUGACUGCAGUACGGCAAAGCUUGACCGAGAAACAGAGGAAUUGCACCAUGAGCGAGUGAAGCUGGAAGUUGGCAAGGUGAUCCAACGGGGCAGACAGCAGAAAGAGAUGACGCAGAAGGAGCUGGCCACGAAAAUCAAUGAGAAACCGCAGGUCAUUAACGACUAUGAGGCAGGUCGAGCCAUCCCCAACCAGGCCAUUCUGGCCAAGAUAGAGCGAGCAAUCGGAUUGAAGUUAAGAGGAAAGGAAAUUGGACAACCGCUUGGGAGUAAGAAGUAAUGGGACUUACUUCCAGAUGCGGACACCAGCCAACCCAUCAGAGAGGAGUCAUCAUCAUUAUCAUCAUCAACAUUGUUACUAUGGGAACCGUUUAAUCAUCUCAUUGUAGGCAUCGCACCAACACCACAAUCUUAAUAAGCAAUGUACAAAACUCAAAAUUACGGAAAGACUUCUUUCAGCAACCUAUUUUCUGUAUUUCGAGCCCAAAGGUUAGGGUUUUUGUUUUCUUGGAUGAGGGAGGAUCAUUUGGAGCUUUGUUCCAAUCCAAGCAGAGACUGUGACAAUAAAGUUGUUUCUGAAAAACCUGUUAUAAACUGACUCCUGUCGCAUAGAUUUUAAAGUUCCAGGCAACAAGAAGGCCCUGGAGAUUGCAUGAGAGACUUUUAAAGACUUACAACAAAACAGGAUAAAGUCGCUGUACAGCUGUUUCCAUUAACCCUAACAGUCCUCAAUCCUUCACCUGUUGGAGGACUGAGGACUGUUAGGGUUAAAGAAGCAGUGUUUUGAGCUUGCUGGUUGUCCUUCUGCUCAUGGUAUCCAACAAUUUGUCGCCUGUUCACUGCUGUUCACUUUCUUUACCCACGGACCAUGAUUCCAUUGAGAAACGACUUGGUCCUUUUGCCAGGUUUUCAAUCCCAGGUUUAGUUUGAGAUAUUGCAGUAGAGAUGCAAAAAAAUGACGUUGUUUCAUUUAUUUUGUCGAUCUUCUGUGCAUUAGAAUAUCUUUCAGUUCCCAUAAUGCUAUUCCUUUAAAGCGGGUGAGAUUUUGCAGCCUUUUAGCAAAAUGUAAUCUGAUCCCACAGAAUGAGUCUUAAGUUAACCCUAACUCCCUAGGGUGUGCACAAAAUCAUAUUAAAAUUGGAGGAUUCAGGGCUGUUGGGGUUAAUCCUCAAAAAACUUUACUGUACAAAUAAUGAAUGUUUAUUAGGGCAGCGAUGUGAAUAAUUUCAUGAGUUGAGAGAUGUAAUGUUUCUUUUCCAUUUUGUUGACCCCAGUGCAUUAGGGCAUUCAAUCUGUCUGUAAAUGAAAAUAUUAUUUCCAUCGCACAGAUAUGAAACAUUCAUUAUUUGUCAGCACAGGAAAGAGGGAGUGUCUUAUUAUUCAGAAUGGUUAGAAUGUUCUGUUUGGAGAGCCUUGUUUCCAUUCCAGAAUGGUUGGCCGGUCUACUGGGAGCACUUCAUUACCAUCCGAACACUACCUCGAAAUGGUCCAUACACAAAGUGGACUGUUCCUUUCAUGCGUAAAUGUUCCGAUGGAAUGCUAGUGUUCCAGUUGGAAUUGUCCAGUGGAAUGCAAACAUUCCCAACUUCAGAGACGCUCCUUAAAUCCUGUUGGUGGACAAGUCACUACUUUACUUAGUUCAACACAGGGUUUUCCUGUUCGAAACUGCAAACAAAAGUUUGUGUUGUGUGAAAGGCCGAGUCUGUGCCUUCCACAUGCAUGCGUAGUGCAACAUUCUCGGUCGAAAGAGUUGCAACUGUGUGUAUGCCCACUACGCUUGCAAUUCAACAAUACAUUCAACUGAGUUGAAUUUCAACAGUCACUGUUGAAUAUACCGAUGAAGUCACUGGCAUGUUAUCGAUGACCGACUGAUCCGAUAUUGGGAAUUACUCAGGUGUUGUAGUAAGUUUUUCAUUGAUUCAAGAGCAUAUAGUUGAAUAUGUAUGUCUAAAUCUCAUGGUUGAAAACACUAGAGUGUCCUGGAUUUCAGUUGUGCAAGAUGUUUCAGAAUCCGAAACCAGUAAGAUAGGUCUGACAACUUCAGGCUCAAUUUAGGUCUGUUUUGUGACAAACUGGUACGACAUGAACAAAAUGGCAACCUGCAUGGGACAGUUUAGUGUCUAUUAUGAAAUCAUAGUUAUGACAAAUAUUUGAAAAGAAAUGUAUGUAUAUUAACUUGCUGUUGAGUUCAUUUCAUAGACUGGAUGUGGCUUUCCAAACGGAUGUUAACAUCACAGUAUAUGUUAAUAUCCUUUAGUUCAAGGAUGUUUGGGGAAACAAGGAAAAUUUGUGAGAAGAAAUGGUGCUAAGUGUGCAAAUAAGGAUAUUAAGUGUGCAGAAAGUUUCCAAAGCCCAUAUGCAAUCUGUGGGUUUGUGUUACCGCAAUAUUGCCAUGGAGGUCAUGCAUUCUGGGCAAACAGAAACCUUGACCUUAGUCAACUUGGAUAAGAUUUUAGAAAAGACACCUUUAAAGCAUAUUUUGGACAUUAGAUUACCGAACUUUUAGUGUUGUAGGGGUUACUUGAAGCAGUCACUACAUACUUACAUCUAAGCCCCUCGGUAAUCUCUUCAACUUUUUCGAUUUUAAAACAAAGUAACGAUCUAUACAUUCAUAUUCACUCUUUGGCAUUUUUCUUUCUGUCACUGUAGAAUGUAAAAGUUAAGAUGCUCGAUGGGUGUGAUUUUUGUUCUAGCUUAACAUUACACAGCUUGCAGAAUGCAAAAGGUGAUAGGAAUUCAAAUGGAAUGACUGUAACAUGUGUAAGGCACUCAUAUGUUGUGUUUAUUCGAGUAUGUCUGUUAUACAAAUAGUGAAUGUUUAUGAAGUGUAAUCCGAUGAAGUGACAGAUGGAAUGUUCUUUUCCACUCAGCAAAUGUGAGUGGACUGAGACUUUCAGUGAAUUUCUUCAUUCAGUGUUUCCAUUGCAGAAACAUUUAUUUCUCUUAUACAGUGCCUGAAUAACUGACUUAUGUUUUCAAUUUCCCAUAUUCCUUUCCGAUCAAAAUUGUGAGAACAAUCAACAGAUGUUCCUGCGUUUCUUCAGACUGCCUGGUCAGGUAGCAUAUUUUAAUUUUUUGUUUUUGUUCUUUCUAUUACAAGCAUCAGCAUCACUUGGAAGUUCAGAAUUGUUUUUUUGUUUGUCAAAUAGAGGAAGCCUGUUUGGUUUUUAUCCAUACUGCUGCCAUGUUGUCUGUGUGAGGGGCCAGGACCCUGCCUACCAUUCAUGCAUGUAGCACAACAUCUUGUCAAACUCUGACUACCAAGGAGUCACUAUUUUACAAGAAGAAUAAUUCAGUGGCAGGGGAUCAACCACCCAGCAACCUGACCACAGGGAUUUAUUCAGGUGUUUUUUAAAGUUAUUCUGUCAUAUCUUGAAGAGAAUAAGAUCUCACCCCCAUCAUAAUAUGGCAGAUAGUUGAGCACCCAUGCAGUGACAGGGUAUAUUGUCUGUAAAGGGCAAAAUAUUGAAAUACAUCCAACGCUCUAGUAUUGCAUGGGUGAAUAAAAAGACAAAAACUGAAUAUGUCAGGAAUAUUCAUUGUUAUUGCUGGUAAAAAAAAAAUAAUUAUGCAAGCUGAGCUCUUAAGUGUUGUUUGUUGAUGUUAAUCAGACGUUAUAUGCAUUUGAGCAUAAUUGUUUGGUAAAUUGACAGUUGAAAGUUACUCUUAUACAUGACUACAGUUUAAUUUGGGGGGGGCUCGGGUUUGAUAUUGGAAUAUUCUUUGAAAUCCACUUUCAUUUUCAUGUUAUUACUGAUUGGGUUAGAUAUGUAUUUGCUUUCAAGUAGGCACUCCUUUGUUUUCUUGUUUGUCAACCCAUAGUCGGUGUAAUGGCUUAUUUCAAGGAAAAGUAGAAAAGUACAUGGGUGUUACGUGCUUCAAGCCAGUAGCACCAGUCUGUCUGGAUGGACUUUUUUUGGUAUUAAUUUUGUUAGUGUAAGAAUUUCCAACUUUUGCUGGUGGGAAAGUCAUCGCAUGAAAUGGGUAAACUUUGAAGUUAUAUGUCAUUACUUAUUACAAAAGGUUUUUAAGUAGUGAGUUUCAAAUUUUCAAUUUUUUCUGGAUCUACAGAAGUUACUUCUUGUUGGAUUACCCAAUAACUUUAGCUUAUGUAAAAAAGGCUCUUCCAAAUGUGACCUGCUCUGCAAAAAAGGGUAAGUCGUGUCAUACCAAAACACGUAAUGGCCUGUUCUAUUUGAAGAGGGCAAGAUUUCUUCAAAAAUGUGGUUUUGUGUUUUUUCCUUUAAUAGCUUUUAAUAUUUAUAUUUUCAGGAUUUGCGACUAGAAACAUUGAUACUGAUGAAUAAAGAUGAAAGAUCGAUCAUUCAGUAAGAAAUCCUAUAUAAUAUUGUGUUUCCAAGCGCUACAUUUUAUGAGCUUUUUUAUUGAAAACAAAAAUGUGGAUAUACAAAUGCCUAUAUAUCUCCGGAAUGGUGCGCACUACAGGGGGUCAUUCAUGUAUGAAAGUGUAGCUUGUGAUGUACAGAAUGCUGCCAUAUCAAAAACUCAUAACCUGAAUCUGGUGACUUAUUACCCAUUUUUCUAGAGCUGGUCACAAAUUCCUGAACUAUGCAGGCAAGUUGGGAAGACUUUUUUCAAGGGAAGGGAGAUAUACUCUUCCAAAACUACUUGGUAACUAUAAUUUGAGCAUCAUUAUCCUCAUUUUACCUUAGUGUGUGUCUAGUGAGACAAACACGUUCAAGGAACUUAACAAAUGUUUUGCAAUGGUUAAACUGUGCAUGUGGAUCUUCCUAUUUUAUUGUUUCGAAAAUUUUGUCAUGUGAGGUUUACUAGCUGAAGUUUCAUGAAAACAGUUGGCACCUAUUCAU